CUGAGAGCCGAGAGUGAGCCUAGAUCGUCUAUACCCUGGGAUCCUCUGCUGGGCAGAGACCCCCAGAACAUGGACCGAGUGACCAGAUACCCCAUCUUCAGCAUCCCCCACUCACCCCGUGUGGCCGGCAUGGCCUUGAAAGGCGACACCAGCUACACGUUUGAGCUGGUGGGCGUGGGGUCCGUGGCCAGCAACUGGGGCCAGGAUGAGCCACUGGCAUGGCCUGCUGACCACAAGGCCUCUCUGGAAACGGCGCAGACGGGGACAUCCCUCAGCCUGCGUGUCUUCCCCGGCCAGCUGGCCCCACGGCUGCCCUGCCCGGAGGACGAUGAGGAGGAGGAAGUGAAGGCCUACCAUCUGGAGGCCAGGGACACCCCGCCCUGGUGGCCACGUGACCUGGAGUGGGAGCGCCGGGUGGUCAUUCAGGACCAGGCGGUCAGGAAGAGCGGCACGGUGGCCAUGCUCCAUGGCACCCCUGACCGCGGGGAGCCCGGGAGCCCCGGCCGACCGCAGUCCGCGCCCCUGGAGGAGAACAUGAUCGACACGGAGCAGAUCGACUUCCUGGCAGCCAGGCGGCAGUUCAUGAGCCUGGAGCAGACGAACCCUCCACCUGGGGUGGUCCACGCCCGUGCGGGAGUUCCUCGGGACCCCCCACCCGGGGUGGCCCACGCCCGUGCGGGAGUUCCUCGGGACCCCCCACCCGGGGUGGCCCACGCCCGUGCGGGAGUUCCUCGGGACCUCCCACCCGGGGUGGCCCACGCCCGUGCGGGGGUUUCUCGGGACCCCUCACCUGGGGCCAGCCAGGCCUCCAAGGCCCUGAACGGGUCACCCCUGGUCAAUGGGUAUGUCGUCCCAGUCAAGCCUGAGGCGAAGGAAGUGGUCACGGAAGAGAAGAGGGUCCACGGUUUGCCCGCCAGCUCUGGUGCCCAAGCCUUGGACGACCCUGGUUCCUGGUCCCAAGAGGGGUCCCCGGAACCCGCCAAGGAGACGCCCAUUGAGCGGGAGAUCCGGCUAGCCCAGAAGCGGGAGGCAGAGCUCCGGGAGCAGAGGGGGCUGCGACGGGCGGCCAGCCACCAGGAGCUGCUGGAGAUCCCGGCCAGGCCGCUGCUGAGCAAGGUGAGCCUGGCCGCAGCCCCGCGGCCGCACAGGGGGCGCCCAUCGCUCUAUGUGCAGCGGGACAUUGCUCAGGAGUCGCAGCGUGAGGAGGACCACAGGCGGGAGGGCCUGCAGGUGGGCCGGGCGUCCAUAUCCGACUGGUUCUCCGAAGACCCCCGGCCCAUUCUCAGGAGAGUCCACAGCUCAGACUCCAUCCUCAGCCCGACCCCAGACGCCAGCGCAGCCAGCCCCACACCAGAGGUGAGGAAGGUGAACCGCAUCCCACCUGAUGCCUACCAGCCAUACCUGAGCCCCCGGAUGCCCCCGGGAGAACCCCCAGCCUCCCACACCUACCGCAAGCCCAGCGGUCUCUCCGCAGAUGAGGCCAGGCCUGCGGGCUCUCCAAAGGCCACGGGGUCCCAGAGGCAUCCCUCGGGAUCCUCUGCAAAACCUUCAAGCACAAAGCAGGAGCCUCCCCGGGGACCCCUGCGCGCCAACAGGGGUGUCGUGCGAUGGGAGUACUUCCGCCUGCGUCCCCUGAGGUUCGGGGUCCCGGAAGAGCCUGAGAAAGCUGAGGCCCCCCGAGUUUGGGGCUGGGAGGUGGCUGGGGCCCCGGCACUGAGGCUACAGAAGUCCCAGUCAUCAGAGCUGCUGGAGAGGGAGGUGGAGAGCGUCCUGCGGCGGGAGCGGGAGGUGGCUGAGGAGCGGCGGAGCGCUCUGUACCCCGAGGUCUUCUCCCCGCCGCCGGACGAGUGCUGUGACCAAGACUCCAGGAGCUCCUCCCGCGCAUCUGGCAUCACGGGCAGCUACUCGGUGUCUGAGUCACAGUUUUUCACCCCCAUCCACCUGCACUCGGGCCUGGUGUGGACGGCAGAGGCCUCAGCUGAGGAUGCUCCCAGGCAGAGAAAGAAGAAUGAGCAGUGGUAUGCCGGCAUCAACCCCUCAGACCAUGUCAACUCGGAGGUCUUGGAGGCCACACGGGUAACCCGCCACAAGAACGCCAUGGUGGAGCGCUGGGAGGCCCGGAUCCACACCAGCGAGGAUGAGGAUUGAGCCUGGGGCCAGGCGCCCACCCCCUGCCCUGCCCUGCCGUGGCCCCGUGGGAACAGCGGACCGUCCUGAGCCCUCGCCUUAGGACAUAGGUUCCUGUUUAAAUCCAGAUCCGAGAACCACAAAUCUCAUGCUGCCAAGCCCAAGGGUGGAUGCACUUUUGGGCUUGAGGGUUUUCUUUUCCGCUUUUAUUUUCCUGCAGAAAUCGUUGUGCUUUCUGGGUCUAAAGCUGGGGAUGACUCCUUCUGUUCCUAUGAUGUUGCCAAACGCUCUUGGGUCCAGGGAGGAAGGAGACCAGCUCCCCCACCUCCAGAUGUAAUUGUUCCCGCUAGUCUGAGAGGGGAGACGCUCGGCUCCUUCCUCUGGGACAUCCCAAUCUAACAGGGGAGACCUGCCCUUGCUCCAGCCCUGGGAAACCUCCAGUCUGAGGGCCAGCCCCGGGCAGAGAAAAGGGCUCGAUGUGGGUUCUGAAGGGGGUCCUUCUGUCCCCCCAUGAAAUAAAGCAGCUGCGGGCCCGCCCACCGCCUGGUGUGGGUGGCCACCCUGAACCUCUCCCUCCCCCUCUGCCUGCUUCACUUCUCUGGGUGAUGUCACUGCCCCCAGGGCUGCUGCUUCCUGCCUCUGCCCCUGCCCCACCCAGGCUGUCCCCCACAUCCCUGAGUGUGGCAUACAGAAGGUGCUCAAGCAGUGCUUGUUCAGUGAGCGAGUGACCGUCUCAGUUCUCCCACGUGGCCCCGUCAGUCAUGCUCAGAGCACUUAUUAAGCGCUUGCUGAGUCCCCAGCCCUUCUGGCUUCAGGAGCAGUUGGAGGGGUCUUUAGUUAGGCUCCGCGUGUGUACCAGGGGCACAACCCCCGCAGAGAAGAUCAUUCUGGGCAAGGCCAUAGGCAGCAGACUCAAACCUGGCUCUGCUGCCCCUCUGUGUGGCCAAGGGGUCCCUCCACCUGCCCUGCCUCUGUUUC
This is a messenger RNA of Balaenoptera musculus (blue whale), 3105 nucleotides long. It is a transcript of the gene MISP, whose product is annotated as mitotic spindle positioning. Lineage: Eukaryota; Metazoa; Chordata; Mammalia; Artiodactyla; Balaenopteridae. The transcript is spliced from 5 exons. Bases 70 to 2148 code for a protein of 692 amino acids. The record is from RefSeq and is a predicted model, not a curated record.